This is a messenger RNA of Neltuma alba, 720 nucleotides long. RefSeq names its product putative F-box protein At1g70960. Gene Ontology annotation, molecular function: protein binding. The transcript is spliced from 3 exons. The coding region runs from base 1 to 720 and encodes 239 amino acids. NCBI's taxonomy places the organism in Eukaryota, Viridiplantae, Streptophyta, Magnoliopsida, Fabales, Fabaceae. The record is from RefSeq and is a predicted model, not a curated record.
AUGGAAGGCAACAACGGUUUUCGGCCCCAAGAGAUCAUUGUCAGCAUUCUAAAGAGACUUCCCGUGAAAUACCAAAUCCAAUUUCAAAGUGUCUGCAAAAAUUGGAAAAAUCUCUUGAAGGAUCCGUUAUUCAUUGCAGAUCACCUUCACCACUCUAGUCAUCGACCUUCUUUUCUCUUCCAACAACUCUAUAGGAGAAACAAUCCGUUAUGCUCGGAUCAUCGGCUCCAGCACGGCUUGCUCUGUAUGGAACUCUAUGAUCGUUAUGUGUCUCCUCAUAAGCUUCUAGUGUGGAAUCCAGCUAUUAAGGAGGCGAGAGAAGUACCCCAAGCCACUUAUCCUAAAGAGGGUUCAUAUCGGUUCUGCAAGAGAAGUGUGAAUAAGGUGCUAGUGUAUUCGUUACGCACGGGGUCGUCGAAAGCUGUGGAAGUAGGGAACACAUUAAAGGAUCUAUGUAUUUAUUGUGAAGCAGCCACUGAUAAUAAUGGAACCAUCAUUUGGCUCGCGCAAAAUUCGAAUGAUGAUGAUGACGUGAUAAUCUCAUUUGACGUAGCGGUGGAAGUGUUUACGUUAAUACCAACACCUGCUUUGCCCCAUAGAUCAACUUCUAUUCCUACUUUUUAUGAGAACAAACCAGUUAUUAUUUCUUACAGAGACAUAGGAAACUCUAAAUAUGGUUUCAUUGAUUUGUGGAUGGUUGAAGAACACACGUGCUUUUAG